AUGGCGCGACGAGGAGUUGUGUUUCUGCUCUCAUCGGCUUUUGCUCUCGUAGUUAUGUCUUCAACGGCUUCAGCUGCAGUCGUGGAGCACACAUUCAAUGUGGAAAACGUGACGGUGAGAAAAUUAUGCCAGCAGCAUGUGAUCACUGCAGUGAACGGAGCUCUUCCUGGUCCGACCAUUCGAGUCACGGAGGGAGACACCCUCGUCGUCCAUGUCUUCAACAUGUCCCCAUACAACGUCACUAUUCACUGGCAUGGAGUAUUUCAACUAUUGAGUGGCUGGGCAGAUGGACCAAGUUACAUUACGCAGUGUCCGCUACGUUCUGGACAUAAUUACACCUAUAAAUUUACUAUCACAAAACAGGAAGGCACGCUGUGGUGGCAUGCUCAUUUCUCGUUGCUCCGUGCCACCAUCUAUGGCGCCCUCGUCAUCCUCCCCAAGUCGGGUCAUUACCCAUUUCCCACACCCCACGAACAGUUUCCUAUCAUUCUAGGAGAGUGGUGGAACGCGAAUGUGAUCAAUAUUCAGAACCAGGCACAGGAGCUUGGCACAGGGCCUAACAAUUCAAAUGCAUACACCAUUAAUGGAAGGCCUGGAGAUCUCUAUCCUUGCUCAAAAAAGCAUACCUACAAGCUAAAGGUUGUGCAUGGAAAGACCUACAUGCUUCGCAUGAUCAACGCGGCACUCAAUAACCAACUUUUCUUCAAGAUAGCCAAUCACAGGUUCACUGUCGUUGCAGUCGAUGCCUCAUACACCGACCCCUACGUCACCGACGUCGUCGUCCUCGCCCCUGGCCAAACGGUCGACAUGCUCCUCAUCACGGACCAGACCCCGGGGGCCUACUACAUGGCAGCCCGCCCGUACGUUAGCGCCCAAAACGCUCCGCCACCCGAUAACACCACCACAACUGGGAUCCUCAUUUACGACGAGCUGCCCUACACGAGCCCAAUCAUGCCUCUCUUGCCGGCCCUCAACGACACCCCGACAGCCCACAAGUUCUCCUCCUCCCUGACCAGCCUCGUGGGGAGCCCGAAUUGGAGGCCGGUGCCGACUAAGCUGGACGAGCAAAUGCUCUGGACCAUCGGAUUGAGCCUCUCCCCCUGCGGGCCGACAGCCACAUGUAAGGCAAUCCCCAAUAUCCCCACCCUCCGGCUUUCCGCAAACAUAAAUAACGCGUCCUUCCAAUUCCCCACGAGCCUGUCCAUCUUGCAAGCACACUUCUUCAACGUGAAAGGAAUCUACACCACCGAUCUCCCCGACCAGCCACCGCUGAAAUUCGAUUACACGAACCCCGCCAACAGCAACAACACAGCGUUGGAAUUCGCGCUCAAGAGCACAAGGGUGAAGCAAGUGAAGUACAACGCGACGGUCGAGAUCGUGUUCCAGGACACAACCAUCAUCGGCGCAGAGAAUCACCCUAUGCACUUGCACGGCUACAACUUCCACGUGGUGGGACAAGGGUUCGGGAACUUCGACCCAGUCGAGGAUCGGAAGAAGUUCAAUCUCUUCAACCCAGUGAUACGCAACACGAUCGGUGUGCCCGUGGGAGGUUGGGCUGCCAUCAGGUUCCAAGCAAAUAAUCCAGGCGCAUGGAUAUUGCACUGCCACCUGGACGCCCACUUGUCUUUCGGACUAGCGACGGCCAUCGUCGUCGAGAACGGGCCGACACCGUCGUCGACAUUGCCUCCACCUCCUCCUGAUCUGCCUCAGUGUUAGGACCGAGAGCACACGAAACACGCUUUGUCUAUUUGUGCUUUCUGGAUGCAACCCCAUUAUGAUACACAGCCAUCCGUAGCUUCAUUCCUUCGACAAUGCCGGUACAAUGAAUAGACUUCAUGUUUUAUUGUCCUUCGGUUCAAAUACAUUCCCCGCCUUUGGCUGGCGAUUUCGUGUCUUUAACA
Molecule: messenger RNA, 1901 nt
Organism: Syzygium oleosum
Lineage: Eukaryota; Viridiplantae; Streptophyta; Magnoliopsida; Myrtales; Myrtaceae
Product: laccase-7-like
Exons: 6
Coding region: 1-1716 (571 amino acids)
Biological process (GO): lignin catabolic process
Cellular component (GO): apoplast
Molecular function (GO): hydroquinone:oxygen oxidoreductase activity; copper ion binding
Source: RefSeq, a predicted model, not a curated record